AUGGUAAUUUGCGUCGCUAUUUCAAGAAUCAAGAUAGAGGUAUUUGGAAAGCUAGCACGACUUACAAAUGUACAUGCAAAAUUUUUUGAUCUGCCGUUCAUUGGUUGCACCUUUACUUGGUCAAAUAAUCAUGAAACGGGUGUUGUGGCUAAGAAGCUAGAUAGAAUUUUGGUAAAUGAUCAAUGGCAGCUAUCUUUUCCAAACUUUGUUGGUGUCUUUGGGAAACCUGGAAUCUCCGAUCAUAGCCCUUGCUGUGUGUUUCUUGACUCUCUUAAACCCAAGCCAAAGCGGCCUUUCAAAUUUUAUACCCUUUUGAAUCAACAUCCUGAGUUCUCUGAACUGAUAAAGAUGCUUUGUGUUUCAAAGAAAUUGAAGGAGCUAAAGAGUAUUAUUAGGCACUUUAGCCGGGAGAAUUAUUUAGAGAUUGAAAAGAGAGUGAAGGAGUCAUACGCUGAUUUGCUUCAAUGUCAACAAGAUCUUCUAACCUCUCCUUCAGAUGUUGGCGGCUGCAACCUGCUCGCUCUGAAGAGGCAGUGCAGCUUCAGAUGCAUCUGA
Thlaspi arvense is the source of this 555-nucleotide messenger RNA. Lineage: Eukaryota; Viridiplantae; Streptophyta; Magnoliopsida; Brassicales; Brassicaceae. The record is from the annotation of a GenBank genome assembly.